This is a messenger RNA of Penicillium cataractarum, 2058 nucleotides long. Its product is annotated as Zn(II)2Cys6 transcription factor domain-containing protein. The coding region runs from base 1 to 2058 and encodes 685 amino acids. Gene Ontology annotation, biological process: regulation of DNA-templated transcription. The transcript is spliced from 2 exons. NCBI's taxonomy places the organism in Eukaryota, Fungi, Ascomycota, Eurotiomycetes, Eurotiales, Aspergillaceae. Gene Ontology annotation, molecular function: zinc ion binding; DNA-binding transcription factor activity, RNA polymerase II-specific. The record is from RefSeq and is a predicted model, not a curated record.
AUGGAGCCCCGCCCCGUGACGGCGGAACCGUCUAACAAACGGCCGCGGUCUCCUGGAGGCGACCACCCGCAGUCCUAUCAGUCCAAAAUGCCCAAGACACACUCCAAUCACCUCCAGAUCAACUAUCUCGCACGCCAGUACCCGGAUAAUCUACCUCUAGUCGCGCCGGACGACACCAUGCCCGCGAUCAUCCACUUGAUUAGCGAAUACGACGGAGUGCUUCAUCGCCAUGAAAGUAUUGCCGGAAACUUGGGCGCAUGCCCGUUGGGUCCGAUUCUGAUCAAACGCUUUGAGCGCCUGUUCGAUGGUCCCCCGCGCGUACUCAAGUCGCACGGCAAGGAUGGUCCCACGGUCACUUGGUUGGAUGUGGUUGAAUUCGCCAAGAAUAAGCCGGAGCAGUUUAAUCUGGAAAAAUCGCGGAAUGGUGCGCGCGUUUGCCAGUUCUAUACGAAACAGUGUCGAGUAGAGAUUAGUGAGGAGGACUUUGUGCUUAUUGCGUCGGGCAUGCCGCAGAAGAUGAUCCCUCCGCAACCUAUCAUUGAAGAUGAAGAGAAGGAGUUGGGUGCGCUGGAGAUUUUGGAGAAGAAUCUGCAACAAAUCAUUCAAAUGGCUGACCAAGUCUCCGCUCGAGCCCGUCAGCUUAGCUACCGUCUAAAGAACCGCCGGACCGCAAUCGUCAGCCGUCGCGAAAACGAUGCCUCUCUCAAUGCGCAAACGCGCGCUGCUGCUGCCGAUGUCUGGCGUGAUAUGAAGGCCCCCGGUCCUACCAACGGGCAAUCAACUGCCUCCCCAUCGGGGUUUGUGGCAGUUAAUGCGAACCGGCCAGAAGGCGACUCGGAAGAAAGCCCGCUUCCAUCGCAAUUCAUGUUCUCUCAUUCGAAUACGGAAAAUAUCACCAUUAUCAACGGAACCUCGAUCAAGGGCGCUUCACCCACGACGCGAGCGGAUCUCAUGAAGAAGUUUUUUACAACGGCUGACCGACAAGCUCGUGGCUAUGACGAAGUAACCGGUACGACCAAUCCGAUCCAGCCUCGACCUCGACCUCAAGCCUCCGAUCCAGCGGAGUACAGCAUCUGGAACAGUAACAACAACAAUGGCAGCGCCAGCGGCAAUGGCACCGGCACUGGUGCUGGCAGCGGCAACAACAGCAGCAACAACAUCCUUAACAAUAGUACGACACCGGUAGCCAUCCCUGGAACUCCAUCCUCAUUACUACCACCACCGAAGACUACCCCACAGGAAAAGGAUGACGGAGGCCCGUUCAAGCUGGAGAUGGUCGCACGGAUGGAGGAGCUUCAGCGCGGCGAGCGAGUUAGCCCACCCUGUGACCGAUGCCGUCGCCUUCACAUGGACUGCCUCAAGAACCUGACCGCCUGUAUGGGCUGCACCAAGAAGCACGCCAAAUGUUCCUGGCGCGACGUCAAAGAAGACGAAAUCCGAGCCCCAUGGGGUCCAUCAGCACCCCGCGAGCCCCGAGAAAUCCGCGAGUCCCACGAGCGCAUGGAAGACGACCGCCUCCCACCUCUAAAUCUACCAGGUCUCGUGCCCUCCCCGGGCGCCCCGAUCUCUGCUGAACGAGAGCGCUACGGGCGUCUAGAGCGGCCAGCCCGCGCCUCCGAGACCCCCAGCGACCCGCAAUACUCUCAGCACAACCGCCGCGAGUCUGCGCCUGGUGCGCCCCACAUUAGCCCCGGCUCGGGCGCGUCGAUGGGUCUGCCCGCAUCUGAUAAAUCACCCCGCCGUGCCAUGAGCGAGACGGAGGGUGGUGGUCGUGGACAGCAUCAUGGGCCCCCUCCUCGACAUGCGGAGGACGAUGAUCCCGAUGCGAAUCAGCGGCUAAUGCAGGCCAUUCUUGAUACGGUAGAUCACCAUGCAAGGGUGGCGGCUGCCGUGCAGGAGAAGGAGCGCGGUGCCGAGCGUGCUGGAGAGAGUCAGCCGAAUCCUCAUAAGGAGCGGGAUGUCGAACGAGAGCGUGAGCGAGAACGAGAAAGGGAGCGCGAACGUGAGCGCGAUCGAGACCGAGACCGGGACCAUGAGCGACGCAUGGUGCAGGCUUAG